Molecule: messenger RNA, 471 nt
Organism: Hevea brasiliensis (rubber tree)
Lineage: Eukaryota; Viridiplantae; Streptophyta; Magnoliopsida; Malpighiales; Euphorbiaceae
Exons: 1
Coding region: 1-471 (156 amino acids)
Molecular function (GO): zinc ion binding
Source: RefSeq, a predicted model, not a curated record
AUGACAUCCCACUCAGAAUCUGAGCAAAGUCGAGGAGAAAUUUCAAGCUCCAGUGUUCAACUAUGUCAUUGCGGGGCAGUUUCACCUAUUAGAACUGCAACCACAGAUGGAAAUGAAGGCAGAAAAUUUCGUGGCUGUGGAAGAUUUAGUACAGAUGGGAAGAGAUGUUCUUUCUUUCGAUGGGUAGAUGAGAUACCUUAUAGAAGGUGCAAAGGAAUUGUUGCUCAAAUGAAUGAGAAUAUUGCAGAUUGUGAGGAUGAAAUUAGUGAUUGUCGAGCUCGGGAGAUUGAAUUGUUGGCAGAGAUUAAGGACAAUAAAAAAAAAACUAAUCGUUCGGAGAAUGAUUGUAAAAUUGCACAUGAUCAAUUGAUGCUUUUGCUUACCCAACAGAAGCAAAUUAAUUGUUACAAGUUUCCAUCAAUGGUGAGGACCUUUUUUAUCGGUUUCAGUUUAGCGUUCGUCUUGUUUUAG